AUGGGUGUACGAACGCUCUUGAAUGCUUCAUCCUCCUGUUCUACACCUCGGUGCGUUUCUCUCCUUGUUGCUAAGGUGCUGUUUUGCUUUUUCCUUCCUCUCCCAGGCUCAUGUCCCAGGCCAGAGCGGCUGCAGUACGCAGAGCUCAGCCAGAGCUCCAUGGAAAUGCAGGAUUUUCCAGCUGGGAGCCAAAUCUCCUUUAUUUGCCGCCCAGGAUACAUCAGGGUCACGGGGAUGUCACUCACCUGGACGUGUGGUGAUGAUUUGCAGUGGUCACGCGAGGGCGUGUUCUGUACAGAGAGAAAAUGUCCAUACCCAGGAGACUUGGAAAAUGGUUAUUUUGAUCCAACAGAUCUUACAUUUGGUUCAAAAUUGACAUUUUUUUGUAAAGAAGGAUACAGAUUACAGGGUAGUGAAGAGAUUUCCUGUGAUAUCAAGGGUGAAGGUGUUGGCUGGAGUGCAGCUCUGCCUUCCUGUGAAAAAAUCCCUUGUGAGCCACCACCCAAAAUAGCCAACGGGGUCUACGAGGAAAGGGUCAGCUACGUGUACCAGAGCUCAGUGACCUACAGGUGUCAGGAUGUUCCCAAGGGCAGCGAUCCCUUCUCCCUCAUUGGCAAUGCCACGAUCCACUGCACGUCUGAUGAACACUCCAACGGAGUUUGGAGUGGGCCACCUCCAGAAUGUCGAGUGGUCAAAUGUGAAGACCCCAGAGUUGAAAAUGGGAGAAAAAAAUCUGGAUUUGGAAAUUCCUACAGUUACAAGGACUCAGUUGUGUUUGAGUGUGAACAAGGCUAUUUCUUGGUUGGAGCAGAGGUAAUUACCUGUGAAGAAAGUAGCACCUGGGUUCCUCCAAUACCAGCUUGUGAGAAAAUUCUUGUGGCAGCUCCUGCAGAGGUGUGUCCUGCCCCAGAGGUCCCCAAUGGGCUUCUGGUUCCAGUCAAGGCUGACUAUAACAAAGGAGAGUCCGUGCAGAUCCGGUGCAACCCCGGCUGCUCCUUCCCUGACGGCUCUGCAGAGGUGACAGUGACCUGUGGAGAGCAGAGGUCCUGGGGUGCUUUACAGCACUGUGCCUGCGAGCCUAAAGGCUCCGGUUCCACACCAGUCAUAAAUUAUGGGAGAGUGGCAGCUGGAGAAAAAUCUUCCUAUUCUGUGGGGGAUUUCAUCACCAUCGAGUGUUACACGGGGUACACCUUGCAGGGGGAGCCUCGGAUUCAGUACACCGGAGACAACCAGUGGGUGCCAGCAGUGCCAAGCUGCCAGCUCAGUGGAUAUAUUAUAGCCAUCAUCUGUGGUAAGUAUUUUCUAAAACCUUAAAAAAUAUACAAUACA
Molecule: messenger RNA, 1329 nt
Organism: Cyanistes caeruleus (blue tit)
Lineage: Eukaryota; Metazoa; Chordata; Aves; Passeriformes; Paridae
Source: RefSeq, a predicted model, not a curated record